Molecule: messenger RNA, 1830 nt
Organism: Nicotiana attenuata
Lineage: Eukaryota; Viridiplantae; Streptophyta; Magnoliopsida; Solanales; Solanaceae
Product: serine/threonine-protein phosphatase 7 long form homolog
Exons: 7
Coding region: 1-1830 (609 amino acids)
Biological process (GO): meristem maintenance; meristem development
Source: RefSeq, a predicted model, not a curated record
AUGGCUUUUCCGCCGCUUGCGCAUCCUGGACCUGCCGAGGAUCAGCUAUUAGUGUUGCAGGGCGACCAUAGGUCCUCCUACGUAUGGGAGGGACAACUAUCGGAGCAGGCUCUCCGCCCCAGGAGACUUGAUGAUUUGUGGGAGUUCAUGGCGGAGCAUCCUUUCCAUGCUCGCAUAGUCGCGCGCUUACAGGCUACGGGCUUCUAUACUAUUUUUGAGCUUGGACGGAUGCAGCUCGAUUGGUCUCUUAUCACGGCGUUGGAUCUUCAGGUUUUGUACGGGAUGCGCGUAGAUGGACGGGCUGUGACACUGCCCCACUACAUUAGAUCCUUGACGCGCACCCAGUUUUUGGAUAUGAUAGGGCAGCUUACUGGUUUUAGACUAGAGGGUGGCGCUGGGGGCAGUCGCGUUCUUUUGUCAGCCAUUAGAGAUCAUAUGGCUUUUUUGCACCCUGACAUUACCGGGGAGACGGAGGAUCUCCACAUUGAGAGAUACACGCGGUUGGCACUGCUCCUGCUUUUCGGGUGUGUCUUGUUCACAAACACUUCGGGGAGUACUGUGAGUCUUCGCUUUCUCCAUCAUCUUCAGCGGCUGGAUGAUUUACCUCAGUACAGCUGGGGUGCUGCUGUUCUGGCAUACCUGUAUAGGAGCAUGUGUCGGGAGAGCAUGGGUCCAGCGGUGGACAUAUGUGGUUUACUGCCCCUCCUACAGCCACCUCUACCACCACUUGCGCCCGGUCAGGCUUAUCAGUUUCUCCCUCUAGCUUCUAGGUGGAUUCUCCAGCGUGGGAACUACCGAGGGAGCGAUGCUCAUCAUAAUCUCCCCCUUGUCAGGGAUGUGUUAGAUAUGCUGUUCGUCUGGACGCCAUACAACAACGAGUUGCUAGCUCAGCUGCCUGAUAUUUGCUCGGCCGACAGACUGCUUUGGAGAACCUCCGUCCCGAUGAUCUUCUUCGAUCAGGUUGAGUAUCAUGCCACAGAGCGUGUGCUUCGCCAGUUUCACCGUCCCCAGCCUAUACCGGGGGAGCCUGGAUGGGAGGCUACACACUAUCAGCGGGACGACCGUGCCAGGGUGGACGUUACAUAUAUGGCAUGGCUAGAGCAGCAGGUCCAUACUUGGGAGGAGCGAGGUCACCGUAUUCCGCCAGCACCUACAUUUACCCAGGAGGCCACCAUUCACCUGUAUGUGUCAUGGUAUCGCCAUCACACCCGACGGAUGAUCGGGAACCCCAUUCAUGUGCUUGGCGAUCGCUACAGACCAUACGUCGGGAGGCACGAGGCACUGGCUAUUGGGACUCAUAGCCUCUACCAGUUGGGCCAGGAGAUGCGGCAGCAUGACGACAAUCCUGCACUCGUUGACUAUGGCCGGCGGGUGGAACAGCUGGCUCGUCGGACCCUGCUUCAGGCGAGAGAUGCUGCGAGGGGACGGCGAGGAGGUGGUCCCCAGCAAGGGGUUUAUGAGGCACUUCUUGGCCCACCUGUUGAGGGACAUGAUGGGAAUUUUGGAGAUGAGUCUCUUGGAGAUGAUCAGUCGGGUUAUGGACCUCAGGUCGAUGAGCCAUCCAGCAGCAUGCCAUCGUACAACCUUCAGCUAUCUCUGCCAGCAUCGCAGGUCACCCCAUCAGGAGCAUUGUCGAUCACGGGUACAUUCGACGGGGAUGUAGACCAGUACUUUGCAUACCCAUCUACUGCAUCUGAGGAUCGGCCCACCCGGGACGUUGAUGGCGGGCGUAGGUUGAGUUAUGCCUCAUCCCCGGCGGUUGAUGCGGAUCUACCACAGGCGCAGGUAUGUUUCAUCCCAGCCCAUCUUCGAGGCCACUACAUGCUUUAA